Molecule: messenger RNA, 1181 nt
Organism: Dufourea novaeangliae
Lineage: Eukaryota; Metazoa; Arthropoda; Insecta; Hymenoptera; Halictidae
Product: trypsin-2-like
Exons: 5
Coding region: 50-805 (251 amino acids)
Biological process (GO): proteolysis
Molecular function (GO): serine-type endopeptidase activity
Source: RefSeq, a predicted model, not a curated record
UUCCCCUAUAAAAGCCGUUCCACGGCGCAACCUUGAUACUCUUGCGAAGAUGUUCCGAACGUUGCUACUCAGUGUUCUCGUUACUGCAGCCCUCGGCUUCGUGCUAGAGGAGCGCCCACCGAUCCCCGAUUCCCAGAUCGUAGGAGGAUCCGCGGUCGAUAUACGUCAACAUCCGUAUCAACUCAGCCUGCAAACUACCGGACACAUUUGCGGUGCCUCGAUCAUCAGCAGUAAAUGGGCCGUCACUGCGGCUCAUUGCGUGGGAUCGGCACCUAGCCGUUACAGUCUACGGGCUGGUAGCAGCAAUAAAGAUACAGGUACUCGUUACGGCGUAAAGAACAUCAUCCGCCAUCCUCAGUACAACUCGCAGACUAUUGAUUAUGACAUUGCGCUUCUGGAGAUCGAUGGUGAAAUCAAAUUCAGCCCGACCGUGCAGCCCGUGAAACUGACUUCCGCGGAACCGUCGACCAACAAACUCGUGGACAUUACUGGCUGGGGAGCACUCCGGGAGGGCGGAUCGACUUCCUCGCAACUGAUGAAGGUGUCGGUCCCGAUCGUGGCCCGAAACAAGUGUCAAGAGCAUUACAGCCGUUACGGCACGAUCACCACCCGUAUGAUAUGCGCCGGAUACGUCCAGGGUGGCAAGGACUCCUGCCAAGGUGACUCUGGCGGCCCUUUGACGUCCGCCGGUGUUCUUUACGGUAUCGUUUCAUGGGGCUUAGGAUGCGCUCAGCCGAAUUAUCCCGGUGUUUACACGAACGUGGCCUCGUUGCGAAGCUGGAUCUCGCAGAACGCCCGCGUUUGAAUCGAACAAAAGAAACAGAAAGGACAAUGAACGUGUACCGCGACGACUUUUUCUAUCGAACUCCUUUGGGGCUGUAAGGCCCUAGAUUAUAACCAGUCAUGGGACACGUUCAUUUGGACUAUCAUUAAUAUUGGACGAUUGUUAAUUCAAAUUGGAUCGCAAUUUGGAUUUUAUUAUUCACGUUUUACGAUUAUUGCGCGUAUUUAGUUAAUUUUGACCCGCCCUUUAGGUUGUAGAAUAAUUGAUUUUGUCAGGUAUAAAAUGUUUUAAAAACGACUGCCGCCUGAUGCGGUGCUAUUUUGGAAUGUUUAAUGUUUUGUGAAAGCUUGUAAAUAUGUGGGUUAAAUAAAAAAUAUCAGUAUCGAAUGAUUUAUCA